Messenger RNA from Trichosurus vulpecula (common brushtail), 1265 nucleotides. It is a transcript of the gene RAB9A, whose product is annotated as RAB9A, member RAS oncogene family. Gene Ontology annotation, molecular function: GTP binding; GTPase activity. The record is from RefSeq and is a predicted model, not a curated record. Gene Ontology annotation, cellular component: phagocytic vesicle; late endosome; lysosome. Gene Ontology annotation, biological process: retrograde transport, endosome to Golgi; Rab protein signal transduction. Bases 195 to 800 code for a protein of 201 amino acids. The transcript has 2 exons. NCBI's taxonomy places the organism in Eukaryota, Metazoa, Chordata, Mammalia, Diprotodontia, Phalangeridae.
GCCGCCAUGUUGAGCCCUCUGCUCUAGAUGGAAGCGGCUGGGGCUGGAGCCGGGCAUCACCCACGGCGCCUCCGCCUUCUCUUCUCCUCUCCCGCACCCCGGUCCCGCGCAGGACCGGCUCGUCCCCGGAGCGGCCCUCGUCUGUCUCGGACCGCGACCAGGAUUUUGCCGGAAAAAGAUCUUUUCAUUCAACAAUGGCAGGAAAAUCAUCACUUUUUAAAGUAAUUCUCCUUGGAGAUGGUGGUGUUGGGAAGAGCUCUCUUAUGAAUAGAUACGUCACUAACAAAUUUGAGAGCCAGUUAUUCCACACAAUAGGUGUGGAAUUUUUAAAUAAAGACUUGGAAGUGGAUGGACACUUUGUAACUAUGCAGAUUUGGGACACAGCAGGUCAAGAACGCUUUAGAAGCCUGCGAACACCAUUUUACAGAGGUUCUGACUGUUGCCUUCUUACUUUCAGUGUAGAUGACUCUCAAAGUUUCCAGAACUUGGGCAACUGGAAGAAAGAAUUCAUUUAUUAUGCAGAUGUCAAAGAGCCCGAAAGCUUUCCUUUUGUGAUUUUGGGUAACAAGAUUGACAUAAGUGAAAGACAAGUUUCUACAGAAGAAGCCCAAGCCUGGUGCAGGGACAACGGGAACUAUCCUUACUUUGAAACAAGUGCAAAAGAUGCCACAAAUGUUGCAGCAGCUUUUGAGGAAGCUGUUAGAAGAAUUCUUGCUACUGAGGAUAGGUCAGAUCACUUUAUUCAGACAGAUACAGUCAAUCUUCAUCGAAAGCCUAAGCCCAGUUCAUCUUGUUGUUGACUAUUAAAAAGCUUUGCCAAUAUAGCUCUAACCAACUCAUUUACAAAAUGGGGUGCAGGGGAAAUGAGAGGAAGAGGACCAGAGAAUAAAGUCUGGCAAGUCCAGUUCUAAUAAUAAAAUUUAAACUAAUCUAUACUGCUGCUUCAUUAGAAGGUGGAAGGAAAUAGCCAUUCUUUGAGUAACCUAUUUAGCAAAGGCACAUAACAUUUAUAACGGUGUCUCCAAUAACAAAUGGUUACUUAAAUUUUAAUGUGUAACUUACAGAGCUAGUAAUAAAUCAAAUGAAUAAUUAAAAUGAAAACUUGAAUUUCUAGAAGCACUACUUGGGUUGUUUUUUCCCCUAGAAUUCAAAUGGAGAACACAUUUUUGUAUGUAUAUAUUUUUACAAAAUUAGCGAUUCAUUCUUAGUUCACUGAAAGCACAUAUUGAAAAUGCUCAAUAUUAAAGAUUUCAAUCACAAAAUUA